Messenger RNA from Acaulospora morrowiae, 601 nucleotides. Lineage: Eukaryota; Fungi; Glomeromycota; Glomeromycetes; Diversisporales; Acaulosporaceae. The record is from the annotation of a GenBank genome assembly.
UUUAACAGGUGUUCAAAUCCAAAACAUAAUAAAGCUUUUCUCUGAAAAACCUAAUGUAGAAUUGGUCAACGAGCAAACUGGAUGUCAAAAAGUAAUCGGCAUGAAGAAUCUUCAUGCACACGUGACCGAACCUUCUAAAUCAACUACUAAAUUGUCUCAUACGUCUAAUUCGGAAGAUAUAAUAAGUGAGGAUAACAAAUCUUUAUCUAAUACCUCGGUAAAUGUCUCAAAUACUGAAGUCUCACCUAAUAAUACGACUCAUAUCUUUAAUUCCUCUGAUGUUGAUGAGAUAGGUAAGCCCGACACUAUAUCCGCGAUUAAUUCUAUAACUGCCGACAAUAUAUUCGACUAUUAUAGACGGGAAAGGCCAGAUAGCGACAUUUCGCAACUAUAUCACAUGAUAGCCAGAGAUUUGGAGGAGGUCCUCAACUCAAAUUUCUUUAAAGAAGAUACGACGCGUGUUCUGAAGGACAUUAAAUAUAAUUGGGUUGAAGUAGGGACUGCGGGUCACUUACUUCUGGUGUAUGAGGAUUGCGGUCACUCAUAUGACCCUGAUCGGUGGCAACUUGAGGAUUGCGGUCACUCAAGUUUGGAAGUCUGA